This is a messenger RNA of Gossypium raimondii (Peruvian cotton), 3179 nucleotides long. RefSeq lists its product as uncharacterized. The transcript is spliced from 7 exons. Gene Ontology annotation, cellular component: membrane. NCBI's taxonomy places the organism in Eukaryota, Viridiplantae, Streptophyta, Magnoliopsida, Malvales, Malvaceae. Bases 922 to 2982 code for a protein of 686 amino acids. The record is from RefSeq and is a predicted model, not a curated record.
UCUUCUUUGGUAAGUUUAUUUUAAUCCUGAACUUUGAUUUCAUCAAGUUUGAUGUCAUGAUACUCUUAAUUUGAGGCAAUGACGUGACAUAAUUGCGAGUGUCAUAUUGUUAAGUUUUUAUAUUUGUCAAAUCCACGGAUUAUAAUAAAUCUAUUCAUUAAGUUCAAAUGCUAGAAUGGAUUAAAAAAAUUGUGAUCUAAUUGCUAAGUUAAUAGGCUAAAAGUUAUAUUAACUCAUUGGAUAAAUUAUAUCUAAAGUCACUAAAUUAUUAGUAUGUUUAUGUUUCAGUCACUUAACUUCAAAAAGUUACAAAUAGUUAUUGGACUAUUUAAAAGUUACAAAAUCACUGUUGUAUGGCUUUUUCAAUUCGUAUCGCUUACACAGAUCAAAAGCUCUCGUUCCCUUUCUCUUUUACAAUUUAGUUUUUUCAUGAAACACAUUUAAAUGUCACGAAUUUACAAACCAAAGUCUAAAUAACUUUCUUUUCAAAACUUCGACACUAACCGUUAGAUUGGCUUAAAUAUUAGAUAUGUUACUUUACGUAUUGAUAGGUACUAAUUCACCAUAUUAAUUGUCAAAUUAUCGUUUGGAGCUUACCAGUCAUAUUUAAGAAAGAAACCUUAAUAAUUUAAUAACUUAAAUAAACUUUUUUUUAAAUAAUUUAGUUCAGUGAUUUAAAUAAAAUUUUAAAAUAGUUUAGUGAUCAUUUUGUAACUUUUUGAAGUUAAAUGGUCAAAAUAUAAAUUUAUUAAUAAUUUCAUGACCUUAGUUGUACUUUACCCUAACCCUUUUUUGAAACCAACGUGACUGUUCAGUCUGUGCUUAAGUUCCUAAAGCUGCUAGAGAAUAGAGCGGGGUGCCAUAAACCCAGAAAAAAAGAGACAAAUCUCUUUCAAAAUCCCCAAAUUUCGCGGUUAAAACAUGGAAGCUGCCGCCGGCCAAGACAGGGGUUCGCCGCCGUCGAAGCCCUCUAAGUUCUCUGUCUACCAAAACCCCACGUUAUCCGCCGCUUUAACGGCGACAAGUUUAAAGCCCUCUAAAUCAACUUUUCUUUGUAUCCUUUCUCUCUCCUCUGCUUCUGCAUUUGCUCUCCUCUCCACAAUUUACAGUGGAAAUGGGUUCGCUGAUAAAUUUAAGUUCGGAAAUUUGUCCGAUGAAGUGGCUUAUAUAUUUGCCAAGGCAGUACAAGUUGCAUCAGGUGUAGUUUUUGUUGGAACAGUUUUUGCCUUAUUCAAAGCUAUCUCUUGGCAUCGAAGCAAGAGCACCAGUAGUUGUUUGUCACUUGUAUCUCCUUCUAAAGGAACUAAAAAUCAACCUAACCUAACAAAGCGUCAGCUGGGGCUUUUAGGAGUAAAAUCGAAGGUUGAGCAAGUUGCACCGGAUUCUUCUAAGAAACCUCCCAAGUCCAAACCCCUGGCAGCAUUAUCUUCUUCGGAUGUUCUUGUACCACUUCAUCCAUCAAUUAGUGGCUCAGAUCGUAAGUCUCUAGCUAGCUCUAAUAAAUCAAAUACCAGUGGUGGAAAUAAGAUGAGCCCUUUUGCUACACCAUCCAGAUCCCAGGGCUCCCCUUCUUCAUUAUAUCUUGUUCCGGCAUCCACUUCGUCAUUAUCUUCUCGUCAAACUUCACCGGGACAAGAGCCUCUAGUGAAAACCCCAUGGUCCACUAAGCGAUCCUCCUAUGCCAAAGAAAUUACAACAGAAGAGCAACUUGAACAGUUUCUUGCCGAAGUAGAUGAGAAAAUCACCGAAUCAGCAGGAAAACUAGCUACCCCACCACCAACCAUCAGUGGAUUUGGAAUAGCUAGUCCGAAUACUGUUGCAAGUUCAGCUAAUACAUCUGGAACUACAAGAAGUACACCACUGAGGCCUGUGAGGAUGUCUCCCGGUUCCCAAAAAUUUACCACUCCUCCGAAGAAAGGAGAAGGCGAGCUUCCACCUCCGAUGUCAAUGGAGGAGUAUGUUGAAGCUUUUGGGCAUUUGGGAAUCUAUCCUCAAAUUGAGCACUGGCGUGAUCGACUCAGACAAUGGUUUUCUUCGGUUCUACUAAACCCUCUACUGAACAAAAUUGAAACCAGUCACAUUCAGGUAAUGAAAGCGGCUGCUAAACUUAAUAUCUCUGUAACCAUUAAUCAAGUAGGAAAUGAUCCAUCAACCAAUGGAAAUCCGGCUGUUUUGUCUCCGCCUGAUAGGUCAAAGGAAUGGCAACCAUCAUUCACUCUUGAGGAAGAAGGGCUACUCCAUCAAUUACGUGCAACUCUUGUUCAAACUCUUGAGGCAUCCACGCCUAAGCCUAUAGCCAACCAACUACAAUUCCCUCAACAAAAUCCUUUUAUCCCCGUUAUGCAGGAGUGUAUUGAUGCCAUUACCGAACACCAAAAGCUUCAUGCAUUGAUGAAAGGUGAGUGGAUGAAGGGGUUGCUGCCACAAAACAGUGUCAGAGCUGAUUAUACAGUACGAAGAAUUCGAGAACUUGCUGAUGGAACCUGUUUGAAGAAUUACGAGUAUCAAGGAAAUGGGGAUGUUUACGAUAAAAAAAACAAGAAAUGGACUCACGAACUACCAACUGAUUCUCACUUACUCUUGUACCUGUUUUGCGCAUUUCUAGAGCAUCCAAAAUGGAUGUUACAUGUUGACCCGACUUCGUAUGCUGGAGCUCAAUCUAGUAAGAAUCCCUUGUUCUUCGGAACCUUGCCGAGAGACAGGAUUCCAGAGAAGUACAUUGCUAUUUUAUCUGGUGUUCCUUCGACCCUUCAUCCUGGAGCUUGCAUACUGGCAAUAGGGAAACAGAGUCUCCCCAUUUUCGCCUUAUACUGGGACAAGAAAUUGCAGUUCUCUCUUCAGGGGAGAACAGCACUGUGGGAUUCAAUAUUGUUAUUGUGCCACAGAAUAAAAGAUGGAUAUGGAGGCAUAGUUCGAGGAAUGCAUAUCGGCUCUUCAGCUUUGAAUUUGCUCUCAGUUCUUCAACCUGAAAAUGAAGACUAAGACUUUGUUAGCUUUUUUUGCAUUACUGUUGCAGUUUCAUGUUCUUCCUUCUUGCUAAACAUGAAUGUUUUAUGUUUUAGGAUAAAAUAUUUUAACUGGUAUCUGUUCACAUAAUUUCUAUUAUUUUACGUUAUAUUACCAGACAUGCCGAAGGUGAAAGUUAAAAUAAUACAACAAUCAUUCGAUUAUUUUUUAAA